AUGUUCAGGGCCGCUUCUACCGGAGAAAAGUUCUCACUUCUGAGAGUUACAGUACCAAGGGUACUGGCAAAUCUCCUUUCCAAAAAGGCAACUAAUCUGCCAAAUUUCUUUCACCUACAUUUGAGCGUUUCAGGGUUGUGUGAAGGUUCUUCGUAUUCCUUUUCGCCCACUACCGAUCAGGUACUCACUGGUGGCCUUUGCACAAUGACCUUGGCGUUCUUCCAGGGAGCGCCUCUCGGCAGAGUUGCGACCCAUCGAGCGACUUUUCGCCGCAAAGACGCAUUGAGCAGGAGAACGCCUCCAAUCGCAACGCCUAUCCAGAUGAAAAAAAGGGAUGGCUCAUUGCCAGGGAACCCAAAUGCGAAGACCCACACAGUUACAGUACACGAUCCUAAGAAUGAUCGAGUUUUAAAAUAUCAAGUUCCGGAGGAUCGGUAUGUUUGGCAUGGCAUGUCGGAUCAGGACGCUGAUAUUCCUUCCUCAUGUCUAAAUGGGUGUUGUACCACUUGCGCGGUGAAAAUAACUUCAGGGGAAGUCGACCAAAGUGAGGCAUUGGGCUUGCUCAAGGAAAUGCGCGACCAGGACUACGCGCUUCUUUGUGUAAGCUAUCCGAAAAGUGAUAUUGAAUGCGUUCUGCAAGACGAGGACGAGGUGUAUGUCAAACAAUUCGGUUCCUCAUUUGAGUCGGGUGGAGUAGAAUGGGGCGGGGUCGUCCCAGAGGACGACUGA
Molecule: messenger RNA, 729 nt
Organism: Chondrus crispus (carragheen)
Lineage: Eukaryota; Rhodophyta; Florideophyceae; Gigartinales; Gigartinaceae
Exons: 3
Coding region: 1-729 (242 amino acids)
Molecular function (GO): iron-sulfur cluster binding
Source: RefSeq, a predicted model, not a curated record